CCCCGUUUCCAUCCUCUGCACGUACAGAGGGACCAUUCUUUCCCCUCGCAGUCAUCCUCUUCCUCUGUGAGCCCUGACCUACCCAAGCAAGCUCCAAUCCGACCCGAUGCGGCGCUAGAAUAUCUCCUCUACUCCACCACCGCUGUGCCCUAGAGCUGCCGCUGCGCCGUAGCUUGCGUCCCCGCCGACGCCCGCACCCGCAGCCCCCUCCGCCCCUCGCGCGCGCCGCCGCCAUCUCCGUUCCCGCGGCACCUCAUCGCGUCGCUGCUGUCUCACCCCACUCCGCAAUCUUGGCCAGCCGUGAGCUUCUUUGCCACCCAGUGAUUAGAUAAACCCCACUGAUCUCCACAAAUUCUGGGCGUGCCGCACAAAUUGGGUGUGCUGGUGCACACCCGGCGCACCAUCCUAGAUCCGCCGCUACCUGACCAUGGCUGUCUAUUACAAGUUCAAGAGCGCCAGGGACUAUGACUCGAUCCCGAUCGAGGGCCAAUUCAUCUCGGUUAUGAACCUCAAGGAUAUGAUUUUCGAGUCCAAGCACCUCGGCAGAGGCACUGAUUUCGACCUCAUGAUCUCCAAUGCGCAGACCGAUGAAGAGUAUGCUGAUGAAUCUACCAUGAUUCCAAAGAACACAUCGGUAUUGAUUCGCCGGAUACCAGGACGCCCAAGGAUGCCGAUUGUCACUGAACCAGAAAAGGCAAUGCCUGCAGAAAAUAGGCUAGAAGAAGUCAUGCCUUCUGGUAGCGCUUUUCUUGGUGAUUCCUCGAUGAAAUAUCCUGAAGAAUCUGAGUGGGAUGAUGAGUUUGGCAACUCUUUAUAUGUUAGUGAUUCGAUUCCUUCUCAGCCUGUUAGCCAGGCAGUUAACGCUUCUGAAAAUCAAGUUGACGAAGAUAGUAAAAUAAAAGCUCUUAUUGAUACAGCUGCUGUUGACUAUAGUCAAAACUCUGAUGGAUAUGGUUCUGGAAGAGGGUAUGGCAGGGGGAUGGGUGGGAGAAUGAUGGCUGGCCGUGGUUUUGGACGUGGUCCGGGUCGGCUGGACAACAGGACACUUCCUCCUGGCUAUAUUUGCCAUAGAUGUAAAGUACCUGGCCAUUUCAUCCAACAUUGCCCAACAAAUGGUGAUACUAGAUAUGACGUCAGAAGGAUGAAACCCCCAACUGGCAUUCCGAAAUCCAUGUUGAUGGCAACUCCAGAUGGCUCAUAUGCAUUGCCAAGUGGGGCUGGUGCUGUUUUGAGGCCAAAUGAAGCUGCUUUUGAGAGGGAGAUAGAUGGCCUGCCCACCACCCGCUCUGUUGGUGAUCUCCCACCAGAGCUGCGUUGCCCGUUGUGUAAGGAAGUAAUGAAGGAUGCUGUUCUAACUAGUAAAUGCUGCUUUAGGAGUUUCUGUGAUAAAUGCAUUAGGGAUUACAUAAUUAACAGAUCAAUGUGUGUCUGUGGUGCCACAAGCAUAUUAGCCGAUGAUCUUCUUCCCAAUAAAACUCUAAGAGAAACCAUCAGCCGCAUAUUAGAGGCACCACCAACUAGCAGUACAGAAAACGCGGGAAGCAUGGUGCAAAUACAGGACAUGGAGUCGGCUCUACCUGUACAGCCCAAGAUUAGAACUCCUGCUGUUUCUGCCGCUUCAAAGGAAGAGCCUAAAUCACCGACGCAUAUAGAAGAAUCUCCAGACGCUGAGAGCCAAAGCGGAUUGAAAGCUAACGUUGAUGUGACUUCUUCAGAUAAGAAGGCUAACACCAUUCCAGAUGUCGCUGAAGGGACAAUGGACAAGGCCCAAAAUGAAAAAAUACCAGACAUGACUCAUGUCACGAAAGAGUCGCAGGAAAAAUUGCCUGCAGGCGAACAAGCAGUAAAGAAGAAAAAGAAGAAGAAGGUCCGGGCACCAGGGAACGCCGAGGAGCAAUGGAAUAAUAAUUAUCAAGAUUUUGGAGCUGAAAAUUUUGCUGGAAUGCCUAUGGGACCACCAGGAAAUUUUAACCCUUACUGGGGAGGAGGGGGGAUGCCUUUGCCAAUGGAUUACAUGGGUCCACCAUUUCCAGGUCCCAUGCCUUACAUGGGUUAUCCACAUGGUCCAUUUGAUCCUUUUGGUGGGGGAGUUCUCCCACAAGACCCAUUUAUGCCUCCAGGAUACAUCAUGCCUACAAUUCCUAGGGACCUUUCUGAAUUAGCAGUUAACAGUAUGGGAAUGAACAUGGGGCCACCAGUUGUGAGAAGGGACGAAUUUGAACCCAGGAAACCUGAUGGGAGGAGACGUGAAAUGGACCGAUUCAACGGAAGGGAGAGGGAGAGGGAGCGUGAGCAUUCCCGUGAGAGGGAAAGGGAGAGGGAGAGGCAGAGGGAUCGAGACCGCGAUGUGGAUCGAGACCGACACAGGGACAGGGAGUAUCGAAGGGAAGGCAGGGAAUCGUCAGGAGCCGUAAACGAUAGUACCUCGAUGAGACCUAAGGAUAGAUCGAGGUCCCAGGCGGACAGGUCGGAGCGCGCAAUGCCGCCGCCGACGCUCAGCCCCGAACGGCACUCGCGUCGUUCCCCGCGGCGCUCCUCCAGCUCCGGCAAGAAGCGCGCCUCCUCCGACCGCUACGACGACCUGCCUCUCCCGCCUCCGCCGCCGCCACCUACGUCGCGGCGCGAGGCAGAGCACGCGAAGGCGGCCGCCGCCGACGCCGCCGCGGCAGACCAGCGGUCCAAGGCCAAGGCCAGCGUCUUCUCCCGCAUCAGCUUCCCCGGCGACGCCAACGCCAACGCCUCCGACUCCAAGCGCAGCCGCAGGUCGUCCUCCGACAAGGCCCCUGCGUCUUCAUCCUCGUCCAAGAAGGCCGAGGAGAGCGACAGCCGUCACAACCGCCACCACCAUCGGGAGACCACAGCUAGCGCGGAGGAGGAGAGGCGGAGGCCGCCGGCGGUGGCUGCCGACUACGACGACGAGGAGCAGUCUAGCGAGGAGGAGAAGCACUUCAAGAGGCGCCCGUCGUCCUCCAGGCGGGAGCGGGAGCACGAGGAGCCGCCGCGGCACUCGCGGCGGUCUAGGGAGCGCGGCGACGGUCACCAGCACAACGGUGCUGCCGGCGGCGCCGGCCAUAAGCGCAGGUGAGGUGACGCGAGAAGCAACUGACCUGCCGCCGCUCCAGCCCUUCCUCCGGUGAUGGGCGUCUGUGAUGAUAACGCCUCUAGAGCAGAGCAGAGCAUCUGAGCUCUGCUUGUUUUCGUGUUAUCUGUCGGUGUUGUACAUUGACCUUCUGAGAUUUGGAGUUUAAUCAAAUGAUCAGGCGAGAUGAGGAUUUAGUAAUAAAAUGAUUUAUUUA
Molecule: messenger RNA, 3296 nt
Organism: Lolium perenne
Lineage: Eukaryota; Viridiplantae; Streptophyta; Magnoliopsida; Poales; Poaceae
Product: E3 ubiquitin ligase PQT3-like
Biological process (GO): mRNA processing; ubiquitin-dependent protein catabolic process; protein ubiquitination
Cellular component (GO): nucleus
Molecular function (GO): zinc ion binding; nucleic acid binding; ubiquitin protein ligase activity
Source: RefSeq, a predicted model, not a curated record